AUGACUUAUUUAGCAUAUUUACAAUAUGUUGAUAUUGGAGAAAUUUGUUCAACAAAAAAUCCUGUACACAAACCGAUUGGAAGCCCGAAUCUCGAAUUCAUAUCCCAACUAUCGAAACCAGAAUCCGCACCCAAAUUAGACCUUAAACUCAAACCCCGCUCGGAACCCAAACACGAAUUCGAAACUGAAUCCGAACAACACGAACCAGAUUCUUGUUUUAAUAUUUGGUUACCAAAUCCAACUAUAUCGUCGUCUCAUAUAAAUUCAUGGUUACCAUCAUCAUCACAAUCUAUGCUAUUUUUACCAACAUCUUUAGAGAUGUCAAAAACCUCAACAUCGACGUCCUUAUCAUCAUCAGUAUCAUCAGCUUCAUCAUCAUCAAAUUCUUCUUCACCAUCAAUGCAAUCAUCAUCACUAUUACAACAAACUUCUCUACCACCACCAUCAUUAAUACCGCCUCCACCCUUAUUACUAUCUUCAUCGCCGUCUUCAUUUUAUUCAACCAAUUCAUUAUCAAAUGAAAGACCAACAAUAAAAACAAAAAACAUGAAUUUAUCUAACUCAUAUGGUGAAGAGAUAUUAGACUCCUUAAAAUUUCCGAAAAUCUUAACUAAAAAUAAACAAUGUGAUUAUCAACAUGAAAAUUAUAAUUUACACAUAUUACCAACAUCAUCAACAUCAACAGUAUCAGCAUCAGAAUCAAUAUCAACAAAAAUGAAUCAAAUAAAUUCAUUAAUACCAUCAAAGAAUACAUUAAAUGCUAUUACAACUAAUAUGUAUUCUGAUGAAACGACACCAUUGACAGAAACUAAUACAAAUUUAUCGUCUAUACGAACAUUAACAUCAUCAUCAUCUCAAUUAUAUUCAAGUUCUAAACAAAUAUUACCAGUAACAUCAAUAUCAUCGUCAUUAACACAAUUUAAUAAAAUUUCAAAGCUUUCUUCUCCAAAAUUACAUGAAACAACUACAUCAAUCCCAUCGGAUAUAAAUGAUUCUAAUAUUAAUAAUAAUGAUGAUAUUUUAAUGAUAAAAGAUCCUAAAGUAACAAGAAGUACAGCGGUAUCAAAAAUAAUAACAACAUCGACAACAACACCAACAUCAGCAAUAACAUCAUCUACAUCAGCAGUAGCAGCAGCAGCUGCUGCUUCAUUAAUAAUAUCUAUACCAAAUUCCUAUCCAUAUACAUCCUUAAUUAAUUCAUCAACGCCUUAUAUUUCACCAUUACCAUCACCAUACAUAAUAAAUUCGAAGGAUUCAAUACAUUCUAACAAUAAUUUGAAUGAAUCUGAGAGUAAAAUAAAAAAAUUAUCAAAAACAAAAAUGGAAUCAAUGGUAGUAAAGAGAAAUUUAGAUAAUUUUAUACAACCUCUACCAGCAUCAAUAUCAAAAAUAUAUUCAGAGAAUAGAAAAUAUGAUUCCACAUCAAUUAAUAAUUCAAUAUUCUCUCAUUCUAAUAAUUACAAUAGUAAGGUGGACAAUAAAAAAAGCUUUUAUUCUAACAAUUUAACAAGAAUUUCAAAUAGUUCACCGUGUGCUCCCAACUAUUCAAGAAAUUAUUUAAAUGAUAAAAAUUCUAACUCUCUAUUACCACCAUUUCAUAAUAAUCUUUUUCCAAUUAAUUUUGAUAAUAAUCUAAUCCAUUCUAAUAAUGAGAAUAUUCAACAAGAAAAUAACAAUAAUAUUCUCGUUAGUAGUUCGGCCACCGAUAGCAAUAUUCGAAAUGAAAGAAAAAAUGUAUUAAAUCAAUUAACGAAACCUCUUCAACCACUUUCAAAUGGAAAUCGCAUAUUACGAACGUAUACUACACAUGUAUUUUUAUAUAUUAAAGAAAUAAGUUGCAGAGUAUCAUACGUUAUAACCAUGAUAAAUGUUUCCGAAUUAGUAGCACAGUCUGUUUUGUUGGCAGCAUAA
Messenger RNA from Condylostylus longicornis, 1911 nucleotides. RefSeq lists its product as uncharacterized. The record is from RefSeq and is a predicted model, not a curated record. The transcript has 7 exons. Lineage: Eukaryota; Metazoa; Arthropoda; Insecta; Diptera; Dolichopodidae. The coding region runs from base 1 to 1911 and encodes 636 amino acids.